Messenger RNA from Pocillopora meandrina, 9116 nucleotides. NCBI's taxonomy places the organism in Eukaryota, Metazoa, Cnidaria, Anthozoa, Scleractinia, Pocilloporidae. The record is from the annotation of a GenBank genome assembly.
UUUCCUAAAGGUCCAUCUUGCGACUUUGAGAAGGAUCUCUGCUCGUGGAAACAAGAAACAACAGAUGAUUUUGAUUGGACCCAAAAUAGUGGUUCUACUCCAUCCUCUGGAACUGGGCCAUCAUCUGGUCACGGUGGAAAAGGUUAGGGAACAAAAAUAAUGAAAGAAGGUUGCUAAACAAGCACAAAUAAUUUCUUCUAUGUAAACAAACCUAAUAUAGCUCAGCAUUUCCAUUUUUUCUUUGUUUCCUCUCUAGGGUCAUAUAUCUACAUUGAGACUUCCUCCCCAAGGAUUCAAGAUGAAACAGCCAUAUUAACAUUUGAUGGAACAAACCUUAAGCCAGUGGUUUGUCUAACCUUUUAUUAUCACAUGUAUGGAAAUUACAUCAAUGAGCUUCUGCUGAAUAAUCGUGGAAAAAACGUUUGGAAGUUGGCAGGUGAUCAAGGAGAUCAAUGGAAGAAAGCGCAAGUCACACUUACUGGAAACUAUCAGGUAGAGUUUCUAAAUUAAUUUCCGAGUCCUCGUUAGUCAGUUUCUCCCCGCCUUCCUUAUAUGCAGUUAAUUUUGUUUGUUAUUUUCCUUCUUUCUGCAUUAUUAUGAGACGGUUAAGUACCCACCAUACUAACGACAAUUAAAUGCUCAACAUUUUAUUGGUAGUAAGUUUUUCUUUAACUUCUCCCAAACUAGCUCGUUUUCAUUGCAUCCGUUGGAGGUUCUUAUGAAGGUGACAUCGCUAUCGAUGACAUAUCUGUCUCGGACGGAAAUUGUUUCGUAGUACCGCCGUCACCCAGUCUACCGGCCACUCGUCCACCAACUCCAAGCCAGGGCCCAUCAGUGUUGCCGGGGAAAAGUGAGUAUCAAGAGCACACAAAACUUAAUAUAAUAGCACCAUCAAAAUGAUAUGUUAUUGAGUUAAAUUAAGAUAAAUAAAGUUGUACUUUACGGCAAUGGCCAUUGUUAUUUUUAUAGAUUAGAGCGCGAAAUUGGUUAAUCAUAAUGUAACUCUUUGCGCCCUCUUGUCCCCGUCAAGCAGAUGAAAACGUACAAAAGACUAAGAAAGUCUGCAAAGUCAAACAUAUAAAUAACUGAUCUCGAAGUAUGCGAAGGUGAACAUGCAAGAUUAGAGCAUUCGAGUUCCAGAUGAAAUAAAAGUAUUCUAGCUAGGAAUUAAGCAAUCUCUGAAUAUUUUUCGUCAGUCUUUAAAAAGCGUCAAUAGAGAUCUUUGGCUUUCACAAAGCAAAGGUUGCUAAUUUAACAUGCUGAGGUCUUUUCUCUCUAACUCCACUUACUACACUGACAAAUUAUUCGUUUAUUUCUUUUAGAUCCAUCUUGCGAUUUUGAGAAGGAUCUCUGCUCGUGGAAACAAGCAACAUCAGAUGAUUUCGACUGGACAAAAAAUAGUGGUUCUACUCCUUCCUCUGGAACUGGGCCAUCUUCUGGACACGGUGGAAAAGGUAAGAGAAUAAAAAACCACCAAAGUUGCUUAAAAAAGAAGCAGUUUCACAACUAGUUCUUCUAUUUCAACGUCAAUAGUUCAGUCUUUCUAUUUUCUUUGUUUCCUCUAUAGGGUCAUAUAUCUACAUUGAGACUUCCUCCCCAAGGAUUCAAGAUGAAACAGCCAUAUUAACAUUUGAUGGAACAAACCCUAAGCCAGUGGUUUGUCUAACCUUUUAUUAUCACAUGUAUGGGAAUUAUAUCAAUGAGCUUCUGCUGAAUAAUCGUGGAAAAAAUGUUUGGAAGUUGGCAGGUGAUCAAGGAGAUCAAUGGAAGAAAGCGCAAGUCACACUCACUGGAAACUAUCAGGUAGAGUUUCUAAAUUAAUUUCCGAGUCCUCGUUAGUCUAUCUGUCCAUCCCUUCCUUACAUGCAGUUGAUUUUGUUCGUUAUUUUCCUUCUUUCUACAUUAUUAUAAAACGUUUAAGUACCCACCAUACUAACGACAAUUAAAUGCUCAACAUUUUAUUGGUAGUAAGUUUUUCUUUAACUUCUCCCAAACUAGCUCGUUUUCAUUGCAUCCGUUGGAGGUUCUUAUGAAGGUGACAUCGCUAUCGAUGACAUAUCUGUCUCGGACGGAAAUUGUUUCGUAGUACCGCCGUCACCCAGUCUACCGGCCACUCUUCCACCAACUCCAAGUCAGGGCCCAUCAGUGUUGCCGGGGAAAAGUGAGUAUCAAGAGCACACAAAACUUAAUAUAAUAGUACCAUCAAAAUGAUAUGUUAUUGAGUUAAAUUAAGAUAAAUAAAGUUGUACUUUACGGCAAUGGCCAUUGUUAUUUUUUAAAGAUUUGAGCGCGAAAUUGGCCAAUCAUAAUGUAACUCUUUGCGCCCUCUUGUCCCCAUCAAGCAGAUGAAAACAUACAAAAGACUAGGAACGUCUGGAAAGUCUAACAUACAAAUAACUGAUCGCGCUGUAUGCGAAGCGUGAACAUGUAAGAUAAUAGCAUUCCGAGUUGCAGAUGAAAUAAAGGUAUUCUAGCUAGGGAUUAAGCAAUCUCUAAAUAUUUUUCGUCAGUCUUGAAAAGCGAUGAUAGAAAUCUUUGCCUUUUCUCUCUAACUCCAUUUAUUACCCUGACAAGUUAUUAUUUUAUUUCUUUCAGAUCCAUCUUGUGAUUUUGAGAAGGAUCUCUGCUCGUGGAAACAAGCAACAUCAGAUGAUUUCGACUGGACAAAAAAUAGUGGUUCUACUCCUUCCUCUGGAACUGGGCCAUCUUCUGGACACGGUGGAAAAGGUAAGAGAAUAAAAACCACCAAAGUUGCUCAAAAAAGAAGCAAUUUCACAACUAGUUUUUCUAUUUCAACGUCAAUAGUUCAGUCUUUCAAUUUUUCUUUAUUUUCUCUAUAGGGUCAUAUAUCUACAUUGAGACUUCCUCCCCAAGGAUUCAAGAUGAAACAGCCAUAUUAACAUUUGAUGGAGCUAACCCUAAGCCAGUGGUUUGCCUAACCUUUUAUUAUCACAUGUAUGGGAAUGAUAUCAAUGAGCUUCUGCUGAAUAAUCGUGGAAAAAAUGUUUGGAAGUUGGCAGGUGAUCAAGGAGAUCAAUGGAAGAAAGCGCAAGUCACACUUACUGGAAACUUUCAGGUACAGUAACUAAUUGAUAUGUGCUGUAAGGUAUGCAAUGCCCAUUGUUAAUUAAUUUCUGAUUCUGUUUAUCCCUUUCUUAUCUUUUACUUUUUUUUCCUUCAUUUUUUCUUCACUUCACUUUCAUUAGAAAGAUAUCUUCCAUAUUCCUGAAAGUUGAAUUACCAACAUUCAAUCAGUUCUAGCUUUUUCCUUUACCUCUCCCAAACUAGCUCGUUUUCACUGCAUCCGUUGGAGGUUCUUAUGAAGGUGACAUCGCUAUCGAUGACAUAUCUGUCUCGGACGGAAAUUGCUUUUUAGUACCGCCGUCACCCAGUCUACCGGCCACUCCUUCUCUAACUCCAAGUCAGGGCCCAUCAGUGUUGCCAGGUAAAUGUGUCCAUUAAGAGCGCGAACAAAAAUUAAUAUAAUUGUACUAUGGGACCAAGCAAAAAUUAUAAAAAAGCAAAGAAGCUUUGAGGGGCCAUUGCUUUCUAUAUUCAUUCAGGAUGCCCUUAACGUUUUGGGUUAAACAACAAAUAUUCAGAUUCGUAGCUUUACACGGAGUACAAUUUUCUCGGAAGGUGUUCGUAGAUUUUUAUCGGCAUGUUCAGAGAAGCUGAUGGAAAAUAGAAAUGAUUAAGAAAGUCAAAUAGUUAUUGCAACAAAGCUUAAAAGAUAGAAAAGGAAACUAAGCUCCCAAAUGGCUUCAUGGACAAACUCUUUACUCAGCUUAGCAACUGAGAGGACUGUUUAAUGUGUGGGAAUUGCUUCACGUACGUAAGCUUGCAAAUCAUUUAUCUGUUCUCAGGGAAAUGCGGUUUUCGACCUUCCACAAGGAUAGUAGGUGGUCAAGAAGCUUCUGUCAAUGGCUGGCCAUGGCAGGCGAUGUUGAGAUACAAAUAUGGAGGCCAGUUCUGUGGUGGAACUUUGGUAGAUCCUUUAUGGGUUGUAACAGCAGCUCACUGUGUUAAAAAUGCACAACCAACAGGAAUAAUAGUCAGGUAUAAAUUGAACAAAAUAUAAAUCAACAACUCAUAGGCUUUGUUAUCUUGCUAAAUGGUUUAUUCCUGUUUAGGAUGUAACCGGGCUCGUUUUGCCUUGACAAAGGAAAUGUUUCUUUUCAUCUUAAUUAUUUUUCUUGUCUCUCGUCGUGUACGUUUAUCUCUGAGUUUGUUCGUUAGGUCAUUUGUCUCUUGUGAAUCGUGGGGAAUUUAUUUUAACUUUUUACGUUUAUCUCUCCCAGAAAUGAAUGAAAUAUAACAGUUGAUUGAUUUUCAAUGAAAAUAGUAUGCAAUGCUUUAAGUUUUAAAUACUCAAAUUGCUUCUUUUCCUUCUAGAAUGGGUGCUCAUUAUAGGGUAAGUGGUACCGUUGGAACAGAACAGGACAUAGAUGUCGCGCAAAUCAUCAACCAUGAAAGUUACCAUACCCCUCUAAGAUAUAGCCACGACAUUGCCUUACUGAAGCUAGCCAGACCUGCUAAGCUCCAAACAGGUAUUGGACUUGCUUGCUUGUCAGACUCCAGCCUUCCUCUCCCCAUUGACGACCCCAACACGAAGUGCUGGAUCACUGGCUGGGGUACGCUCUCUUCUGGAGGUAGUCAACCUAAUGCCUUGAUGGAAGCGUCCGUCCCCCUGGUAUCCAAAAAACGAUGUCUCAAAGGAUAUCCAGGAAAAAUCCACGACUCCAUGUUGUGUGCAGGUCUGGACCAAGGCGGAGUAGAUGCUUGCCAAGGAGACAGUGGUGGACCACUUGUAUGUAAGUUCAAUGGCAGAUGGUAUCUGGAGGGAGCUACAAGUUGGGGAUAUGGAUGUGCUGCUCCGAAUAAGUACGGGGUGUACGCCAAGGUACGAUACCUCAGGUCGUGGAUCGACAGAAAUAUGAAUGGUGGGAUUAUACCACCAACCACAAUACCGCCACCCCGACUAACAACAACUCAACCACCAACAACAGCAUCUAACUCCGGUAAGAUGCUAACGAAUGCUAAAUAAAUGAGGUAGAAAUGAAUUAGUCAAAAUAGGAUAAAUAACGUAGUAUAGCACAGCAAUGACUGAUGUAAUUAUUGGAAAUAAAAGUAUGAAAUUGGUGGUCAGUCAUAAUCUCCUUUUUAGUGCUUUCUAAUCCUCACAAACGAACAGAUGGGGUUUUUUGUAUCAUCGGAGAGAAACAUUUGCAAAGCCAAACUUCGCAAAGCUAACCAUUCAAAUAGCUGAGCACGCAGUGCUCGAAGUGUAAUGGCGAUAAGCAUUUUAGAGUUCCCAGAGUGAAAAUGAUAUAUUAUAAGUAAUAUUCAAAGUUCUGAAAAGCUUAUGUCAAAUUUAAGUCUAAAAAGCCACGAAAUGAGCGUGUGAAGGAAAAUUUCCUAAUCAAAUAGUCGUACGUAUGUGAAAAUUAUUCUUUCAGAGUACGAACAGGUAAGACAUUUUUUCCUCAAAAACUUUAUUUACCUCCGUGUUGAAUAAAUGGCUUAUUUCUUCAAGAUCCAUCCUGUGAUUUUGAGAAGGAUCUCUGCUCGUGGAAACAAGCAACAUCAGAUGAUUUUGAUUGGACCCAAAAUAGUGGUUCUACUCCUUCCUCCGGGACCGGGCCAUCUUCUGGACACGGCGGGAAAGGUUAGGGAACAUAAAGAAACGAAAUCAUUUCAGCAAAUGCUUAUUCUAUUUCUUCAAUCUGCUAUAACUUGGGUCAUUUUUUUCUUCCCCGUUCUCUUAAAUCUUCUUUAAGUCAUAAUCAUAAGAAAAUGGAGAAUUUAAAUCGGAAACUGACUAACAUACUUGCGACAAAAAUGAUUCGGCUUCAAGCCAAAAGCCACGCAAAUUAUGACUUAAACCAUGCAGUCAUAUAAAGCGAGACAAAAAUGCAUACAAAGUAAGAUUUGUAGUACAUAGUCAAAGGUGGAAAACAAGACUACUUUAAGUAUAAAAAAAAAUUCCACAUUAGAAUUACGAUGGAGUCCUUUAAUAUGAACUUUUGCUUGUUUUCCUUUACAGGAUACUACGUUUAUAUUGAGACUUCAAGUCCCAGAGUCCCUUAUGACAGAGCAAGUUUGAAAUUCAAAGGAGUAAACAGAAAGACGGUUUGCUUUUCAUUCUACUAUCAUAUGUACGGGGUUCAUGUCAGGGCACUGAAUCUUUACAACGGCGGAAACAAAAUUUGGAACAUGAAGGGAGAUCAGGGAGACUCGUGGAAAAGGGCGGAAGUGACCAUCACUGGUGAUUAUGACGUAAGUUGAGCGUAGAAACUGGUUGAUCUCUGGUCGGGCUUUUGUGAUGCUAACUGUGCCUCGACUCAGGCACAAGUAAGUUGUUCGGUCGUACUGACGAAAUACUGCAAAUUAACUUACGAUAGCUAUAGUACGUUCUUUAAUAGUUGAAUAUGACAAUAGUGACAUCGAUUCAGUCUCGAUCCAUGAGCUUGAUCGAAGAUCAAGUAAAAUCUGUUGCGAUGGAAUUUUGUAAAUCACUUGAUUUUUUCCUGAACAUCGUUUGUUAUCCUUUACUUCUGUUUCUGUCAUAAUCCAUGUGUGACAACUUAUGUUUGUUGGCAACGUCUCGAUCAAUUUACUUAUAACAAAAUAUGACGUUUUGACGGAAGGAAGUAACAUGUAUAAUAAUUUUCCUAUUUAGCUUACAAUUGAAGGAGUUUCAGGGGACUCCUAUCAGGCUGACAUUGCCAUUGAUGACAUAACUAUACAAGAUGGUUCCUGCGGAGGAGUUCCCCCUUCACCGUCUGUUCCCCCUAUCCCACCGACAACACAGGGACCAGGUAAGGAAUAUCAUAUUGCGAAAAUACCUAGAUUUGUCACUAGUUUGCAAAAAAAAAAGAGGUGACAAAGAUCUUGUUUCUAAUCGUUUGGGAUUCUACGAUUCUUUUACUCUGCAGUGUCGCCCCAAUCGUGCGGUAAAUCACCAGUAUCAAGGGUUAUUGGAGGAGUGAACGCAAAUCCAGGGAGUUGGCCGUGGCAGGUACGGCUGUUUCUUGAUAAUUAUUCAUUUAUAUUCCUAUAACUCAAGAACUAAUUUCAUGACCUCAAUUUUCAAGUGUCAAAAUCAGCUAUCAGUUUUUAUUUUUAUUUUUUUAAUUAAAGCUGGCUACAAUUAUUUUUGAAAACUUUGCGGAUAAAAUGAGCCUUGAAAUCCUGAAUGCAACUCGAGAAUAACACAUGAGGUCACCGACUUCCUUCUCUAUGUUUUUAUUUCGUUUAAGUUACAGAUGCAGCAAAUUAGAUUACGGUGCUUUUACGGGUUCUUCUUAAUUUUUAGGAAUUUUUUCUCCUUUCAGAUUGCUUUGUUAAGAGGAAGUGGUAGAUCAUUCAGUUGUGGCGGAUCAUUGAUAACUCCUGAAUGGGUGGUCACAGCAGCUCAUUGCAUCUCAAGAGGACAGUAAGUACAUUUGUAUUUUAUAUUGACACUUUCGCACCAUUUUCGUAAGGCAAAGAGCGUUACCUUGACAAACUAUAAUUAAAUGCUGCUUUUGUUGUGAUAGCUCUUCAGUCUAUUGACUUAAGAAAGCCGCACUACCAACUCGACCGAUAACGAUUAGAAUUUCGAACCAAGCGGGUCUUGAUAACUCGCGUUGAACACCGUUGAGGCCAUCGGAUAUUUUUGUAAAUUUGGAUCCAGAGUUGUAAUCAAGUACUGAAAAUUCUGUAUUAUCGAGCACAAGUUUCUCCGAAAUACAUACGUAGUUUGACCCUUUGUUACGUACUCAUUCUAUCUUCGCAAAUAAUUCAUUUCUUUAACACCGACUUUGUUACAGACCUGGUAGUUACUACACGAUUCGCCUUGGAGAUCAUAACCGUCAUGUUAAUGAGGGAACUGAAGAAGAUAUUCCUGCCAAACGUGUAAUCGUACAUCCUGACUACAACAAAAUUCCCAUCGACAGCGACAUCGCAUUGAUUCAGUUAUCUAAACCAGCUACCCUGAAUGCCAGAGUAAAAACUGUAUGUCUGCCUUCCCAGGAUGAAGUUGUUCCCACGUCUUCUAGAUGCUUUAUCACGGGUUUGUUUAGUUCAACUUAUUAUAAUCGAUAUGUUUCAAUCGAGCAUAUUAAACCCUUGCCAUCUAGAACCUCAAAGGAAUAGUUUUGAGAGUGCGUAUGGCUCAAAAACCACGUCAAAUAGGCUCAAUUUUAGCCAAUAAGGCUUGUCAAUGAUUCAAAACUUUGAAAUCAAAGCAUACUUUACUUUUAUUGCAAUUAAGAAUCCUUCUCUGUUGAAAACGAGGUAUCAACGCUCCGCACUAAUGUUAAUAUGGAUUCUCGACAAAAGCUAAUAAAAUUAUUAACUAAGGUUUCCUUCAGGGAAACAGAAGUUUACCACGAAGAGUUUUCUACCGAAAUUUUCGAGAUAUAAUUGGUGAAUUUUACAUUACUACUUUACCAUGAUUCCGCGGGAAACGGGCAUCGAAGUGACUGAAGUAUGCCAGGCAUAAGAUAAAGUGAUUAAACCUUCACAAUUUUAUUGGUAAUUUAAUUUCUUCUAUUUCACCCUUGUUCACUAUUUUUCUGAUGAAAUGUCCUUUGCACAGGUUGGGGCAAGAUUAAGCAUCCCGGGUCCUCACAUCACAUACUGCAACAGGCGAAUUUACCUCCAGUCACAAACAGCGAGUGUGCUAAGAAACUUGCCAGCUCUCCAGGUAGAACCUCUAGAUGGUGUCUUUCUGAUAAGUUAAAAAUGUUUCCUUAUCACUACGUAAGAAAGAUGCAUGGAUUAAUUGCGUUUGCAUGAUUGCGGCCUUUACGUAUCGAAAUAUUAGUGAUUGGUCCAAGAGGAUUAACAUAACUCUAGAUUUUUUGAAACCAUCAUUGUUUAUAUCUUUAGGAGGCUCGUCUCUUCAAAUAACUCAAAAGAUGAUUUGCGCUGGCGUCAAUGGAACUAUUUUAAGUGGCUGCCAUGGAGACAGUGGUGGUCCUUACGUUUGUCAGACUUCCGCUGGGAACUGGGUUCUGCAAGGUGCUGUCAGCUGGGGUUCCCCAAGAUGCUCUGCGGCCGAGCGAUAUACGGUGUUUGCUCGUGUUGGCAAGUUCAGAAAUUGGAUCGAUCAGAUGAUGAGCACUUGA